Trematosphaeria pertusa is the source of this 310-nucleotide messenger RNA. RefSeq lists its product as uncharacterized. The record is from RefSeq and is a predicted model, not a curated record. Bases 81 to 275 code for a protein of 64 amino acids. NCBI's taxonomy places the organism in Eukaryota, Fungi, Ascomycota, Dothideomycetes, Pleosporales, Trematosphaeriaceae. The transcript is spliced from 2 exons.
AUUUUCCCCUCAACUAUCAAUCACAAGCGAGCAACAAGUACCGAACAAGUCAAUCGAACAAACUAAGGCAUCUACUCUCAAUGUACUGGAAGCGAUUCAAAACCGCGGCCCGUUGCCCCGACUGUGAGAAGAAGGGGAACGCCAAUGACCCGUGCAGCACGCACAUCCACUGGUGUGAGGAGGCGGAUAAGAGAGGAAGUCCAUGUGCGGAGCCUAUACAGACUUCGCAGGGGAGCUCCACCAAGCGCCACAUGAACUGCCCCAAGCACCGUUAGAGUUCUGGGAACUGAACAGGGACCGCUGGGACGGA